This is a messenger RNA of Oncorhynchus mykiss (rainbow trout), 2935 nucleotides long. The record is from RefSeq and is a predicted model, not a curated record. NCBI's taxonomy places the organism in Eukaryota, Metazoa, Chordata, Actinopteri, Salmoniformes, Salmonidae.
UGUCAAAGCUCCGAUGUUCAAUAAUAUAUUUGAUCAACAUCGUAUCCUCUAAUUACUACACGAAUAACCACAUUUCAUUUUAAAUAUAGUAAUGAUUCAUCAUUCAAAUUGUCUACGUACCACGUGUCUGUAUUUAAAGGGCUUUUGUUAGCAAGCGAAAUGGCUAGCCGAAUUAGCUAACUUGCUAGCUAGCUAGCUACCAAGUACACAACACAGAAGCGAGUGACAGACUUCGUGUUGAUGUUUACUGUCCGGUAUUUGUGUCCAUAGCAAUAGCAGGGAUGAAGAAAGGGAAUUGGCGUGACAGGGGCAGGGACCGUAGGCGACUCGGUUACCGCUCUGACUGGCAAAGGGACAGGACACAGGAACAAAGGUAUGGCAGCAGUGAAGCAGGCCCCUCCUACAGAGACAGGACCCCAGAGAAUAGGUCUAUUUCUAAUACUGCAGCCUCCUCCUCCUCCUCCUCCGCUGCCCCAGAGCUGCCGGGGUUCUACUUUGACGCUGAGAAGAACCGUUACUUCCGGCUGCUGCCGGGCCACAACAACUGUAACCCUCUGACCAGAGGGCUGCUGCAGGAGAGAGAGCAGGAGAAACACAGGGCCAGGAUGAUCACUGAGGACGAGAGGCCCAGGAAGAAAGCACCAAGAGCAGGCCUGAACUCAGCUCUGUUGCUGCAGAAAAGACACCUGGGUCUGCUACCUGGGAACUCUUACAGUAGGCUGAUCCAUGAGGUGAAGGUGAGUGGGAUGAGACGUCACAGACUGGAGGUCCAGAGCUCUGAAAGCAGCAGUCCCAACACAGACCACUUUAGACUCAUAGUGGGUGACUCUGCAUGUGAGCGAGUGUUCACGGUUAACGACGUGUCUCACGGAGGCUGCAAGUACGGCAUCAUGAACUUCAGAGGCUGCAGCAGGGGCUCCCUGUCCGUCAAGAUGUGUGACAACCUCUACUUUACAAAUAGAAAGGUGAACUCUAUCUGCUGGGCUUCCGUCACCCACUCUGACUCACACGUCCUCCUGUGUCUGGUGGGCAUGGCAGAGACUCCUGGCUGUGUCAGUUUACUACCAGCCUCGCUCUUCAGCAACUCCAACCCAGACCAGCCGGGGAUGCUGUGUAGUUUUAAGAUCUCUACAGCCUGGUCCUGUGCCUGGUGUCUCAACCCUCAGGCUGACAAAACAUUUAGCACGGGUCUGUCUCGCAGGGUGAUAGUGACGGACGCAGUGACGGGCAGGAGACAGACCUAUGGCAUCGGCAGUGAUGUGCUGGCACAGCAGUUUGCCCUCAGGGCUCCGGUCCUGUUUAAUGGCUGUAGGUCAGGAGAGAUCUUCAGUAUCGACCUGCGUCAGAAAGGCAGACGGGACCACAGCUGGAAGGCCUGCAGGUUCUCCCAGGACUCUGCUAUCACCUCCGUACGAAUACUACAGGAUGAGAACUACCUACUGGCCGCGGACAUGAUUGGAGAGAUCAAGCUGUGGGAUGUACGAGUAACAAAACCAGUGCGGAAGUACGAGGGUCAUCAUAACCAACACGCCUACUUACCCCUCCACGUCAACGAAGCUGAGGGACUGCUGAUGGCUGUGGGUCAGGACUGCUACACCCGUCUGUGGUCUCUGGGAGACGGCCAGCUCCUGAGGACUAUCCCAUCUCCCCACCCUGCUGGAAAGGACAUGAUCCCCAGCGUGGUCUUCUCUUCUCAGCUAGGAGGCAACAGAGGCCUGCCUGGUCUCCUCAUGGCUGUCAGGCACGAUCUGUACUACUUCCCUUAUAACAGUGACUACCAGGAGGGAGGAGGGGUAGUGACUGAGGCAGCCUGCUAGGGGAGGGCUUGACUGAGGCAGCCUGCUAGGGGAGGGCUUGACUGAGGCAGCCUGCUAGGGGAGGGCUUGACUGAGGCAGCCUGCUAGGGGAGGGCUUGACUGAGGCAGCCUGCUAGGGGAGGGCUUGACUGAGGCAGCCUGCUAGGGGAGGGCUUGACUGAGGCAGCCUGUUAGGGGAGGGCUUGACUGAGGCAGCCUGCUAGGGGAGGGCUUGACUGAACCUUUCUUUGCAAAGUAACUGGAAUGAAGGAGACUCUUACUGCCUAAAGUUAUCAGCCUGGAUCUUUAAGACUUCAAGUGGAGAUUUGGGUCUGACCGUAGAGCUGCGAAGUGGAGAGUUGGGUCUGACCGUAGAGCUGCGAUGUCGAGAGUUGGGUCUGACCGUAGAGCUGCGAAGUGGAGAGUUGGGUCUGACCGUAGAGCUGCGAAGUGGAGAGUUGGGUCUGACCGUAGAGCUGCGAAGUGGAGAGUUGGGUCUGACCGUAGAGCUGCGAAGUGGAGAGUUGGGUCUGACCGUAGAGCUGCGAAGUGGAGAGUUGGGUCUGACCGUAGAGCUGCGAAGUGGAGAGUUGGGUCUGACCGUAGAGCUGCGAAGUGGAGAGUUGGGUCUGACCGUAGAGCUGCGAAGUGGAGAGUUGGGUCUGACCGUAGAGCUGCGAAGUGGAGAGUUGGGUCUGACCGUAGAGCUGCGAAGUGGAGAGUUGGGUCUGACCGUAGAGCUGGGUCUGACCGUAGAGCUGCGAAGUGGAGAGUUGGGUCUGACCGUAGAGCUGCGAAGUAGAGAGUUGGGUCUGACCGUAGAGCUGCGACGUCGAGAGUUGGGUCUGACCGUAGCGCUGCGAAGUGGAGAGUUGGGUCUGACAGUAGAGCUGCAGAUGGACUGCUGGAACAUGGAUCCAGUGCUCUACUAUAUUUGUCUACCAGUGAACCCUGAAUUAUGUCCACAGAAACUGCAAUUCAUCAACUGCUAUUAUUGAAGUUGUUUUUUUUGUCUUUAUAAUAAUAAUAAUAAUAACGGUAAUUAAUCAUGUUUAUACGAUUCAAAACAAUGUAUUUUAUCUAUGGUGAUUGAAUGGAUGGCUUGGAAUUAUUAAAAAAAACAUAGCAUUGUCAACAGA